Messenger RNA from Sitophilus oryzae (rice weevil), 593 nucleotides. RefSeq names its product splicing factor 3A subunit 1-like. The record is from RefSeq and is a predicted model, not a curated record. The transcript has 3 exons. The coding region runs from base 35 to 475 and encodes 146 amino acids. Lineage: Eukaryota; Metazoa; Arthropoda; Insecta; Coleoptera; Curculionidae. Gene Ontology annotation, molecular function: protein binding.
AUAAUUAUACUUCUCAGUUCCAACACAUCCUCCAAUGGCCGGUUUUGUAACACCCCUACCUCCACCUCCAAUGGGUCCUCCAGUGACCAUGCCCAUGAAACAUCCCAGCGAGGUACAAUUAGAUGAUGAACCCAGCAACAAAAAAAUGCGAAACGAGGACUCCCUGGUACCCGAAGAGGUGUUCUUGGCCAGAAACCCAAGUCCAGUAAUGGUGAAAGUUACUAUCCCGAUGAUGCCGGAAAAAUCCGAAUGGAAACUAAGUGGUCAAGUGUUGAAUUUUACUCUGCCCUUGGGAGAGUCUGUGGCUAAUUUGAAGGCUAAGAUACAGGAGGAGAUAAGUAUGCCGCCGGCUAAGCAGAAGUUAUUCUUUGACGGCAUGUUCUUCAAAGAUUCAAACACGCUGGCUUAUUACAACAUCACUCCAGCGGCUGUCAUUCAACUUCAGGUGAAGGAAAGAGGCGGAAGGAAAAAAUAAUUUCGACAAAAAGGUUUCAAUGUCGUAUAUUUUUAUUCGUAAGGUUAUUAAGAUAAAUAUUUUAGUUUAAUAAAAACAAAUAGUUAAAGUGUAACUGAAUAACUAAUAUUGUAAAACA